UUUACAUAUGUGUCCGAAACCGCCUGAUGAUGUCCUAUUUGCAACAAACCAUGAAACACAGGCGUUAUAUUAACAUCCUCUGUAAGAACCAUGUGACAAAAGGGCACCCCGCUCUGACCAUGCUAGUGCUAAUUUAGCAAGCAUUAGCCACUGUCACUGGGCCCACGCUCUCUCCUGCAUCACUUUUAUUCUGUGGCCAUACGGCUAUGGAAUUUUCGGGGAUUUGUUGCAGAAGGACCGGGUGGUCAUUUUUCGAGUUUAGAACCAGGAGUGGAUGUUGCAAAAGUUGAUUUUGCACGUAAAAGCAAGUUUUCUGAAUUCAUACAAAAACUGCGCUCAGUGAUGGAGGACGAUUUGGUUUGCGACUAUGAUUCGACCUGGGACACUGAGAGCGAUGGAGAUGACUUUGGAGAAUAUACAACGCGGCGGUCAAGCCAGGACAAAACUAAAAAAACCAAGACGGGCUUUUGGUCUAAUUCCUCCUAUAGAAACCUAAGGGCAGCCAAAGAUAUGCAGAACUACCGCCAUGGGUAUCCAACUCCUAAUGACGAGGAAUGCCCAGAAGAGAGGAUGACUAAUUUGAAAUUCUAUCUAAAUGAAAUCUCUUCUUCUCCCGACGAUGUAUCAAUAGAAAUGUUUCAUAAAGAAUGGAGGACGGACUACAAGAGACUGGAAAGGGUGCAUUCCUAUAUUCAGUGGCUGUUUCCGCUGCGUGAACCAGGAGUUAAUUAUAUGGCAUCAGAACUCACAAAGAAGGAAAUUCAGGCAUUCAGGGAGAACGAGGAAGCCAAGGCCAGGCUGGUGGAGUCAUACGAGCUUAUGCUGGGCUUCUACGGUAUCCAGCUGAUUAAUAAGAACACAGGGGAGGUCAAACGCGCCGACAACUGGAGAGAGAGAUUUGCCAACCUUGAGCGGAAUAUGCACAACAAUUUGCGCAUUACCCGCAUCCUGAAGAGCCUUGGAGAACUAGGAUUUGAGCACUAUCAAGCCCCUUUCGUCCGCUUCUUUCUGGAGGAGACUUUGGUGAGGAAGAACCUGAGCAGUGUGAAGCGGAGCGUCCUCGACUACUUUGUGUUUGCUGUUCGGGAUAAGCGCGAGCGCAGGAAGCUCAUUCGCUAUGCAUACCAGCAUUACGAGCCAAAGGACAAGUUUGUCUGGUGUCCCAGAAAGAUCCAGAAGCGCUUCAAGAAGAAGUCAGAGAAGAGACAGGAGUCGGCAGCGGGAAAUGGGGAGAGUGCUGUGGCGGACGAGGGACGUUCGCGAGGGAAGGUGAAGGACGGGGAGUCAGGGAGUGGCCAGAAGGAAGGAAAACAGAUGGACGAUGUGUCAGACACGCAGAGUCAAAUGGAAGAGGACACCUCAAUGAGUGUGGACAAAGAGAAGCCUUCGGAAGGUUCCCCGGGUGAGUCUGUUCCUGACGAGUCGUUGUUGGGGAACCCUCUACCCAAUGGCAACAAGAACAACUGUGAAAAUGGAGAGAUGGACCACUCCAGCUCUUCUGAAGCCAGUCCUGCAAAGGACGAGGAAAGCCAAGAUGAUGAGCUCAAAGACAGUGGUCAGCCGAAGGACGCGCCCAAAGAGCCUGGCAAGAGCAAACUUGAUACUCCGGAGUUGGUCGCUUCGGAGUCUGAGCUAGAGAAGCCACUGAAGAAGAAAAGGGAGAGUGAAACGGCGCCGUCUGGCAACGGGCAUGGGGCAGAACCACCGAGCAGUCCCUGCCAUAGCCCCUCUGAGCCCACAGACGGUCAACCCAACCAGAGCACACAGUCUUUGGCGGAAACUUCACCUGCCAAACGAGUCGGCAGGACCGUGGAUGAAAGAGCAGAAAAGCUUCCCAGGACAGACUUUAGCAGUACUCUAGCUGCCACAGACAGUGGGGAAACGACCCCAAAAACAGGCAUUGCAUCUGCAGUGCACACAGCUGACAAGGAGCCACAAGCCAACCAUCAAACAAAUGGGACUGAUGUACGGAAUAGCGAGGAGCCAAUGGAUGUUGAGACAAGCGUGACUGCAGACCUGCAGAGCCUAUGAGUGCUAGUAGAGGAUACUAUAUGUAUCGUAUGCUCAUGAGUUUGCCUGAAAGGACCACUUCACUGCUGUUCUCAUGGAAUUAAAGACUUCAAAGAGAAGAACUAUUAGGUUGUUUUUUGUUUAGGUCUUAUUUAUUAAUAGAAGGCCUUGUAGUUGAACUGCUACAUGUUAAAGUAUUUUUGUUUCUAAAUGUUCCACAAGCAAUGGAUGAACUUAAUUAUGACUUUUUUUGCUUUUUUGUUUAAAGUAUGAAUUUGUGGAUAAUGCACCAAAUGUAUAGAACAUUAUGUUUAUGUUUUUCUUGCUGUGUUUGGUGACCUCAUUUGUUCAACUUUUGGACUUGAUGGAAAAGUUCAUUUAAAUCAUAAGGCAGUCCAUACUUCAGAACAAUGAAGAUGGCUGCUGUGGUAUACGCCAUGUUUUCUGUUCUGGACCAGUGGUAGAUUCCUUAGGAGAGUCAGUGACCCCACAAUAAGCGCUUCUUUCAAGUCAGUGGUGCUUAAUGAUGCAUUUUUUCUCAAAAUGAUUCAAGUCUAAAGAAAGGGUAAGGAGGCAGUCAGUGUCUGUGCAGUCAGCUGAGAAGAAAUAUGCCAUUUGUAGGGAUGUGUAGAUACUGAGGGUGAAGUUCAGCACAAUGUGUUUUAACAUUUCUUUGUCUCACCAUUGAACCCAUUGGCGUUGAGUUCUUUUGGUUUGCACUUAAGUAUAACGAAAUUGCUGUAAAGAGAACUUAAUCUUACUAAACCCAUUUUCAUAGGUAAUUCUCUAAGAUAAUACAGUGAAUUGUAUUUUGAUGGUUUUGUUUGAAUAGAGUUGCACAACUUAAACUUGAUUUUGGUACUGAGGUUGUAGACAUGGAGACAGCCAUGCCAAAAUUAGAGACUCAUUGAUUGUAUUGAGAGUACACAGUAUUGAGUGAACCGAGGGGUGAUCUCUCAAGCAAGGAUCAAUUAUAGCCAGAGUAGUUCCUUUGAGUUAGAGAUGUUGAUAUGCAGUCAGGGCUGUUAUCAGCCUAGUGUCUAGUUGAUCCUUUUAAGAGACUACCCCAAACUGUAUAAAACAGAAAUAUAUUAUUGAACAACUUGAACAUUGUGAUUUAAACAUUUUGCUUGUAAGAUGAGGGGAGGUGGGGUUGGUAUUUAAUUAAAUGAUUUUGUAUAAUUGUUAUUCCCGGCAUGACUUUUUCUUUCUAUGUCACGUUAAUAUGUUGGUAGCCAAAGGUGAAAUCCCCACUGACUUUAGCACGUUCUCAGAAACAAACUGAUAACUUCUUAACUUCUGUUCUCAUUGUUGUAUUUCUGUUGUUUUCCUCACCACGUGAUGCAUACAUUUACUUUAAAAUGAAUGAAGACACAACGAUGCUUACUGUGAACCAUGAAGACAGGUGUCUACAGUAAGCAAUGAGUUUGGGGGAUGGGAGUUCCUGUGCACAGCUCCUGUUCCAAAUUUGAAACAUGUUUCACAACAAACAAUAAAGACUGUGCCAACAAGGA
This is a messenger RNA of Clupea harengus (Atlantic herring), 3524 nucleotides long. RefSeq names its product opioid growth factor receptor (gene ogfr). The record is from RefSeq and is a predicted model, not a curated record. Lineage: Eukaryota; Metazoa; Chordata; Actinopteri; Clupeiformes; Clupeidae. Gene Ontology annotation, molecular function: opioid growth factor receptor activity. Gene Ontology annotation, cellular component: membrane.